UUGUCUACUGACUAUAAAGACUUCCUGCUUCCGUGUUAUAAACGGAGGCGUCGGCAGAAUCCUGGGUGAAAUGGGUCAAGUUCAAAGCGACGUCGCAGCGGCAGUAGAUGAAGGAGAGCAGUUUUCCCCAGCAACAUUAGCCGAUGCUCAGGCUACUCCUCCUCCCCCAUCCAUGGAGUCCCUUAUUGCAGAAGCUGCGUCAUAUGGCAACAAUGAGAGUGAGUCUCUUGAUGCGAAGGCUCAGAAAGCAUUAGAAUGCCCUUGCAUUGCUGACUUGCGAAAUGGUCAAUGUGGGGUCCAGUUUUCGGAGGCAUUCUUUUGUUACCUCAAGAGUACCGCUGAGGAAAAGGGUUCGGACUGUGUGCAUCCAUUUGUGACUUUGCAGAACUGUAUUAAAGCUAACCCCAAUGCCUUUUCUAAAGGCAUCUUAGAAGAGGGUAAAGUUAAGGAAGAGGAAGAGCCAACUCAGGAGUACAUCAGGCUCCCUCUAUGGUCCAGAGAAUCCAAAAGUUCAAAAUCCAAGCUCUAAGAAUUCCUUUUUUUUUUUCUUUUUUUUUUUGCCCUUGCCCUUCCAUAUGUAAUUUUUGGCUUAGAGAUUAGAAAAGACUGAUUCUUCUUCGUGAAUGGGAGAACAUUAUAUUGUCAAGAAUAAAAUGAAGAUGUUUUGAAAUGA
This is a messenger RNA of Juglans regia (Persian walnut), 673 nucleotides long. RefSeq names its product mitochondrial intermembrane space import and assembly protein 40 homolog. Gene Ontology annotation, cellular component: mitochondrial intermembrane space. The coding region runs from base 71 to 529 and encodes 152 amino acids. NCBI's taxonomy places the organism in Eukaryota, Viridiplantae, Streptophyta, Magnoliopsida, Fagales, Juglandaceae. The record is from RefSeq and is a predicted model, not a curated record. The transcript has 4 exons. Gene Ontology annotation, biological process: protein import into mitochondrial intermembrane space. Gene Ontology annotation, molecular function: protein-disulfide reductase activity.